UGGCAUCUCAUUUCGCUUCAAUUGCCUUCACUCACACUACAGCUUUCAGAGCAAGGCGGCCUUUUGGUUUUUUUUCCUGAUCUUGAGCUCUACGAGAAAUAAUGGCGGAUUCAUCUUCAUUACUGUACAAUCAACUCAAGGUUGCUGAGCCCUUUUUCUUGUUGGCUGGUCCAAAUGUGAUCGAAUCUGAGGAACAUGUUCUUCGAAUGGCUAAAAGCAUAAAAGAUAUUUCCACAAAGCUUGGGCUGCCUCUGGUUUUUAAGUCAAGUUUUGAUAAAGCUAACAGAACUUCAUCAAAGUCCUUCCGGGGUCCUGGCAUGGCUGAGGGCCUCAAGAUUCUUGAGAAGGUGAAAGUAGCAUAUGAUCUACCAAUCGUAACCGACGUUCAUGAAUCGAGCCAGUGUGAAGCGGUUGGCAAGGUUGCAGAUAUAAUUCAGAUACCAGCAUUCUUAUGUCGCCAGACAGAUCUGCUGGUCGCGGCAGCCCAAACUGGGAAAAUUAUCAAUAUCAAGAAAGGACAGUUUUGUGCUCCUUCUGUUAUGGGAAACUCGGCUGAGAAGAUCAGACUCGCAGGGAAUCCUAAUGUGAUGGUUUGUGAAAGAGGAACCAUGUUUGGAUACAAUGAUUUAAUAGUAGAUCCACGAAAUCUGGAAUGGAUGCGAGAAGCUAAUUGUCCUGUUGUCGCUGAUAUAACUCAUUCAUUACAACAACCUGCAGGCAAGAAGUUGGAUGGUGGGGGUGUUGCAAGUGGAGGCCUUCGCGAAUUAAUACCAUGCAUAGCAAGAACUGCCGUAGCUGUUGGUGUCGAUGGAAUUUUCAUGGAGGUGCAUGAUGAUCCGUUAAGUGCACCAGUCGAUGGUCCAACACAAUGGCCUCUGCGUCAUCUAGAAGAACUGCUAGAAGAGCUCAUAGCAAUCGCGCGUGUCACAAAGGGAAAACAGCGGUUCCAAAUCGAUUUGACGCCUUAUCAUGAUUAGAAUCAAAGGUCUCUGACGUCAUUUUGGGGUGCUUAUCAUAUAUUUAUUUGUUUUGCCAGCUGAAAGUAAAUCAUAUAUACAUGAACAUAUAUAUCGAUAUAUACAUUACUUUAUAUACUGCAUGGAUUCUUUUUCUGGAGUUUUUUUUUUUUACUUUGAAUAUAUGUUUGUUGCACAUUCACACUGUAUUAAGCAUGACCAAAAUC
Eutrema salsugineum is the source of this 1183-nucleotide messenger RNA. RefSeq names its product 2-dehydro-3-deoxyphosphooctonate aldolase 1. Lineage: Eukaryota; Viridiplantae; Streptophyta; Magnoliopsida; Brassicales; Brassicaceae. Bases 102 to 977 code for a protein of 291 amino acids. Gene Ontology annotation, cellular component: cytosol; cytoplasm. Gene Ontology annotation, biological process: monosaccharide biosynthetic process. The transcript is spliced from 15 exons. Gene Ontology annotation, molecular function: 3-deoxy-8-phosphooctulonate synthase activity. The record is from RefSeq and is a predicted model, not a curated record.